UACUGAUAGAGUUGAAUGACUUUGAAUGAAGAAAGUAUAUUAAUCGCAUUUUUCCUCUUUUGUGUUUGGAUUUAUUUUUAUCUAUUAGGCAACCUGAUUACGUCUAGGGUAUUUUAGAAUCAUCUGGUUGUUUGUAUUUGUUGUUAUGGUAUUUAGUACGUAGAUAAUAAAUAUUUAGCUGGAGGCGUGUGUGUAACCUAGCGACAUAGGGCCAACAGCGCCAUAUGAUGUAAUCCUUAGUGAUGUAAUGUAGCUAAAUUAAUCCUUUAUAUCGCUAUAUAUUCAGUAGGAAUUCGUUUCAGACUUCAUUCGGUCGAGAGACACCAUAGGCUCUAUUUUAGAUGCUACCUAUGCUAGGGUAAAAUCUACAUGUGAGUAAAAUCUAUGUCACUCUAGACUAUGAUAUCUAUACAGUCUCUAUUCGAUUUACCUAAUACAGUCCUCUUAAGUUAAUCAAUUGUUUUUUCUAACGAGUUUUAAUCUAACGGGUAGUCAGAAGUUAGGCUGGCUAAGCGAUUUCUGACAGGAGAGGGAUAUUUGUCCAAAAUUUCUUUCCGUUUUGGACAGGUCAAAUUCUGUGCCGAAUUUUCCAUCGAUAAUUUUUGCCAGCUGGGCAGAAAUAGGUGGGCCUCUCUCUGUGGAUGGCAGUAAGGCCUCAUCAAUUGAGGUCAGUAGGGCCUCAUUUUCCAUCUCUGAUGGAUCAGAAGGAUCAAAUUCCGCCCCUCCAAAUAAACUUAAGGCAUCCUCCUCUGAGGGACGAGCAUUUGAUAGGUCAAUGUUGGGAGAUCCCAUCCCAUUAGUUGCUGUCUCUGCAGCAGUGGCUGUUGCUAUCUCUGUAGCUGCUGAAAUUGCAUUCAGUGAUGAGGCAGGAUGUGCUUUCGGGGAAGCUACAAAUGAGGGAUUAAGACCCAAUUUUGCCCUUUUACAUGCGGGGUCAAAUGCUUCAUUUGAAACGGAAAAGUUUGUGUCUUUCUCGACCAAAAUUGACAGAAUUUUUGAAUUCUCACUUAACCUUUGCUCCAUCUGAGACAUCAAAGUCAUGAGAAGAUUCGGAUCAAAGGUCAAAUCAGGCUUGGGAACUGUAGAUGGCUCUUCUGAGAUCUCAAUAUCGAGGUCAUCAGAAGACAUGGUUUCGGUGAAAGAAAGAGAAAUUAACUUGAGUACAAAAAUGAAAACUUAUCUGUUCAAGCUGCAGAAAUCCGACAACAAAAAACCACGAGUGGAACGAACACGUUGUCUGGCGGCGGCAAGGCAUGCACAACUGGUUGGCGCAUGCGCGGCACUCUCUCUCGUACAAUUACGUAACGACGUAGGCUGGUAACGAAAUAGAAUUAACUGCCAGCGCAGAAUGCGCCAACCUGCGAAUAACUGGCGAAACUACGCCAUGGCUGCGCCCACAUUAUUCGUUUUACGACAGGGUCCCUAGGAUGCAAAGAGUUACACACAAAUCCAGAUGUCAGUAACUGCGGGAUCAGAAAGUGUCUAUACCUAAGGACAGAGAAAGGCCAAUCAGAAAAAGGCAAGCACAUGACCGAUCAACCGAGUCAAGCAAAUGAGAAGUAUGAUCCAUUCAAAGUCUGUCCCUUGGUUUCAAAGUCCUACCAUCCCAAUUAACAGAUCACAUUCUGAAAGCGAGUGGAAAGAUACCUGGAAGUCUGCAGUACUGAAAGCAAAGGAAAGAAAAGAUCCAUGGGAAGAGUACAAUAUUCCAGACUCUUGUGAUGUUGAGAGGGCAUACCGCUAUAGAUACAGUGCUUUAGAAAAAAAGUGGGUUAGAGAUGAAAUUGAAGUUAAAAUGCAAACUGAGUCUUUUGCAAGAGGAGCCAUGAGAAAAUGUUUUCGCACAAAAAAAUUGUCCAAAUUUAGUCACAGCAAUGACUGGAAUAAUGCAUCAAACUAUGUGGCAAAGCAGUAUAUUGAGGAAGUGGCAAAAAAGGUAUACUUUGAUGAUGUUAAAAUUCAAAUGGAUGCCAAGGUAUGGGCUGAAGAAUACAAUAGAAAAGAUCCACCAAAGAAGGUUGACAUUUUUCAAGUAUACAUUGUUGAGCUAUAUCAGCGAGAAAAUAGGCCACUCUUUCAUUUCGAACACUUUAUCGAAGGAAAAUAUGUGAAAUAUAAUUCAAAUUCUGGAUACGUGCUGGCAGACCUGAAUUUUCGAAUGACUCCACAGGCUUUUAGUCACUUCACAUUUGAGCGCUCAGGUCAUCAGUUGAUCGUUGUUGACAUUCAAGGUGUUGGCGAUUUGUACACCGAUCCACAAAUACACACUGCUUGCGGUUCAGAGUAUGGAGAAGGGAAUCUCGGUGCAAAGGGCAUGGCCUUGUUCUUUGCAUCUCAUCGGUGCAACAAAAUAUGCAAGGAUUUGGGGCUUGCUCCCUUUGAUCUCAGUCCCUUGGAAGAGCGAAGAAUUGACGACAUUUUGAGUUCAUCAGAACCAUCAACAAAGUUACGUGAUAAAUACUAUAUUAGCAAACGGAAGAUGACAGCGAUGUUUGAUCUGGUUGAAAUAUUAUCAGAUCAUUCACACUCUGGUAAUUCUUCUGACUGUGGUAGUGACGUGGAAAGUACCAGAUCGUUCUCGUUAUCAGAUGAUAUUUCAUUUGAGGACUGCUCUCACUUUUCUGUGGAGAGUGAUUCAUCUAGAUCGGAUAACGACGAAGGGCACAUUGGUGUGUUUUUUGCAAAAUUUAACAGGAAGAAAUCUUCCGUUCUUCCCAUCGCCAUUCCUCCCAUAAAUAAAGAAAUUCAAGAUUCUGUAAAAGAAAAUGUCGAAGCAUAUUCGGAUGUUGACAGUAUUGACUAUGAAAGCUUACAGGAAUCCGUGCUCGGAACGGUACAUUUAGAGCUUGUGUUUUACAACGAAAUUGGUCGAUUUACAGACAACGAGCCUGAUUUUGACUCCGCAAUAUUCCACAUGGAGCAUGCUGCGUCCUGCGGCUUGAUCGAGGCACUAAGAGAGCUUGCCAAAUUAUAUUUACAGCUGCCCCACAAGAUUCUCGAGGAUUACGUGCUGGAGGAAAAUGAUAUGAACUAUGAGACAGGAAUGAAAUAUCUACUUUCUGCUGCAAAAGAAAAUGACAGAGAAUCGGUACUUAUUGCUGCAACUAUCUUAGAUAAUGGCGAGCGACUUUGCAAAAAGAGAAGCCGAUCCUGGCCAGAUGCGAUCUACUUUUAUGAACAAGGUUUGAGGCUAAGUGAGACUCAAUACGAAGAUUUUGAUGAUUACCCAUCCUAUAAGGUCUACGCUCGAAUGGCUGAAAUGUAUAAAGAAGGUGGUUUCGGGCUUGACAAAGAUACAGAUAAAGCAGCUGAAAUGUAUAAUAAUGCUGCUGAAGCGGCUAUGAACGCUAUGAAAGGAAAAAUUGCAAAUCGUUUCUAUAUACUUGCGGAGGAAGUUGCGUACGAAUCCUAGGAACGCAUCCCUUCUCCUUACUUUGUCUCUAGGCAAUUAAAGGCUGCAUUUUCAUUUAUAGCAAAGGUAAAUGUUGUUUAAUUGCAAGGGCAAUCCAGCCAAGAUUUGUUUCAAUUACAAUGGAUUUAUUGAACAGCUAAGAGCCUGUUUAUGUGGAGAAAAUUUCAGUGGCAUUUUACCGAUGACGCAGGGAACCCACUGAACGAAAAUUCCACCUUAUAUCGGUUUGCUACAUAAAAUAGCACAACCGUCAACACGAGAAAACCUUUUCCUGACUACCCGAGAUACCAAUAACCACUAAUAUGAUACCACAAGGAAAUAUUUUACCGUCAAGGCAGGGAAAUGUAUAUUCUCUGCACACUCGCAAUUCAGACUUUUCAUUCAGAAUGGCUCUAAAGUUAUCCUGGCAAAUAUCCCUAUAUACAACAUUAAUGAUUAUUACCUGGACUUGCCCAGAUCCCAGUUUGCUGCGAAAAUGCCGGGAACUUUCUCCGUUUGAACACGGUCUAAUGACAGCAGCGUCGCCUUCAAAGCUGUAUGCAGGCAUUCUCGGCAGCAAGAAAGAGAGAUAUUUUCACUUAAAUAUAAAAAAUGCUUCAAGUUUUUUUCUAGUUCUAGUGAUUUCUGUUUUAUAUCUGAUUUCAAAUGCAGACAUCGAUACAUUUAAAAUAAUUAUAUUACCAUCUUUGUGAAUAAACACACCGUAUAUCGUUAGUAACCUACACAAUUCAAUUGCUACGAUGAUAAUUUCCAAGUAUUGGUUUUAAAAAAAUCUACUGUUACUGAGCAUCAUGUUUCCG
Molecule: messenger RNA, 4212 nt
Organism: Rhopilema esculentum
Lineage: Eukaryota; Metazoa; Cnidaria; Scyphozoa; Rhizostomeae; Rhizostomatidae
Product: eukaryotic elongation factor 2 kinase
Biological process (GO): myosin II filament disassembly; protein phosphorylation; response to differentiation-inducing factor 1
Molecular function (GO): elongation factor-2 kinase activity; ATP binding; protein binding
Source: RefSeq, a predicted model, not a curated record